Messenger RNA from Seminavis robusta, 2277 nucleotides. Lineage: Eukaryota; Bacillariophyta; Bacillariophyceae; Naviculales; Naviculaceae. The record is from the annotation of a GenBank genome assembly.
AUGGACGUCAGUAUAGAAGUUUCGAAUGGAAGCAUGCCUCCACAAAAAGCAGAAGAAACCACGAGUAAUAAUACAGGAAUCAACAUUCCCAAGAACCAAGACGAAAACGAGACCAUGGCGCUUCAAGCUGCUUUUCGACGACCCUUUGUGGUGGCUGUGGAAGAAGAUGAUGAAGACAUUAUUCCAGGACCACCCUUGCCAUUUUCCAACCAACCUCCUCCUGAGAGUCCUUCCAAUUCGAGGCGAACAUCGGCCUUGACCAAACUCUUUGGUGGUGGUGGAAAGGGUGGUUCUUCGUCCAAUACGACCUAUCGAUUGAGCAGUAGCAGCAGUGGCAAACAACAGUUGGCACUCAUGAAACAAGAACAAUCCCUCCAUAAUAACAACAACAACAAUAAUCAUCAUCAUGGCGUCCACCGAAGGGUCCAGUCACUCCAACUGCCAAUUCCGGCACCGGCCAACAGCCCCAACACUCGCAGUCUCAACUUUGAAACUCAACAACAGGGAGAAUUGGAUAUCUCACUCACCGAACAUCGAGUCAAGGGAAAUGGCAUUUUGGCGUCUCGUGCGGAUUUGAACCUGGCACCCGAAGAGUUUGCAGCUGGAUGCAAUCUCUUGCAGGCGGCGGCUGCUGGGCAUUUGCAGCGCGUUCAGGAACUAUUACAAAAACGACCUCAUCAGGUCAACUUUCGAGACUAUGACCGACGCACGGCGCUUCAUGUGGCGGCAUCCGAAGGACACUUGCAGAUUUGUCAGUAUCUAGUAUUGACCCAACAUGCCAAAAUCAACCGGUCGGACAGGUGGGGAGGAAGUCCACUGGACGAUGCUCAUCGCCAUCGACACCGAGAAGUGGUACUCUUCUUACGACAACAAGGAGCCAUCACAGGAUCGGGAAACCAAUCGACAAUUUUGAUCACAGCGGCCGCCGAAGGGGAUGUCGAUGAAGUCCAAAUGCUGCUCACGGCAGCUGGAGCCAAAACCGUAAAUGCCAUUGUGAGUAAAGGGGACUACGACAAACGAACGCCAUUGCAUUUGGCAGCAUCCGAAGGACAUGCACAGAUUGUAUUGUUGCUUUGCAACGCUGGAGCCAAUGUGAAUGCCGAAGAUCGAUGGGGAUCAAGGCCUCUAGAUGAUGCUGUCAAGGCAGAACAGAAGGAAUGUGCCAACAUACUGCAAAGUCACGGAGCCAAGCAAGCACCACAAUUAUUGGCUCGAAUGCAGUCUUCCUACCUUGGCGAUAGCAUUGAUACAUCACAAACAAGAAGAGAACAAGACAAUCUCAAGGUCGACUUUGAAGAAUUGGAAAUGGUCGAUCGAAUCGGUUCCGGUGCGUUUGGAGAAAUCUUCAAGUGUCGUUGGAGAGGAACCAUGGUGGCGGCCAAAUGUAUCAAGAGUGCCAAAAUUCGACAAGACUGGGUCAACAAGCGUGCCCUGGAGAGCAUUGAAGAGGGAGCUGAUGUCGACGAGGCUAUGCGAAUCAUGGAUGAAGCAGCAAUGGACUGUGAUCAGAAGGAAGAGGCGCUCAUGGACUUUCGACAAGAAAUCUCCGUGCUCAAAUCGCUCAGGCACCCACACAUUGUGCUGUUACUAGCCUUCUCCACUACCGAAAACUACGAAGUCAUGAUUUCAGAGCUCAUGGAAUGCUCUCUCUUGGACGUCUUUAAAGCGCAUCAAGUGCACGGAACGAGGUUGGCCAAGAAGAGUGCGAUUUCAUAUGCCUUGCAACUAGCCAGGGGGAUGAAUUACCUACACACAUGCAAACCUCCUGUGAUCCACCGAGAUUUGAAACCUGCUAAUCUACUGCUCGAUCACACCGGUGUAUUGAAGAUAUCCGAUUUUGGUCUGGCAAAAGUUCGACCAGACCCGAAAAAGAUGGAACAAAAGGGGCGAUUCAUGACUGGCGAGACCGGAAGCUACCGUUUUAUGGCACCUGAGGUCUUUCGCCACGAGGACUACAACGAAACUGUGGAUGUGUAUUCUUACGCUAUGAUUCUUCAUUAUCUUUUGGAUGGAAGACCGCCGUGGCCAACGCUCAAUGGUCUCGAGGCUGUGAGGCGCGCAUCAGAGGAAGGAGACCGUCCAAUCAUUCCUCGGAAUUGGGAUCAGAGGCUUACAACCCUCUUGAUGGAGUGCUGGGAUGAAAACAGCAGUGCGAGGCCUCCUUUCAAGACAAUUUUGCAAUCUUUGGACACUUAUUCACGCGAUGUAUUUCAUAAUGAUGACAUUACAAAGUCAGCUCGAAGAGCCGACACCGGCUGCAAUUGCACAAUCAUGUAG